Messenger RNA from Astyanax mexicanus (Mexican tetra), 8446 nucleotides. It is a transcript of the gene elf1, whose product is annotated as E74-like ETS transcription factor 1. Gene Ontology annotation, cellular component: nucleus. The record is from RefSeq and is a predicted model, not a curated record. Gene Ontology annotation, biological process: cell differentiation; regulation of transcription by RNA polymerase II. The transcript is spliced from 9 exons. Gene Ontology annotation, molecular function: sequence-specific DNA binding; DNA-binding transcription factor activity, RNA polymerase II-specific. NCBI's taxonomy places the organism in Eukaryota, Metazoa, Chordata, Actinopteri, Characiformes, Acestrorhamphidae. The coding region runs from base 834 to 2765 and encodes 643 amino acids.
GUGGCUGCUCGGGUUGGUGAGUCAGAGUGAGAGCGAGGGAGUCGCUGCUGCACUUCUUCUUCUUCUUCUUUUUCUUCUUCUUACUGAAGAAAAACGAGAGGAAAAAAAGAGAAAUCGCGCGGCCUCCUCCACUUUUACACUUUUUUUCACGUGAACUUUAUCUGCUGUUGGUGCGAAGAGGAGCGGUGGAGGGCAGCCUGGCGUCCGGCAGCUUCAGCGGGCCUGUUCCGGCACUCUAGACACACCCUUGGAUAUCUUUUUUCUUCUUUUAUUUAUCUUUUUUCCUGCUGUUCUUCGGGUUUUUACAUUUUUCACUAGUUUUUUUGUUGUAAUUCUCGUUUGAAAUCUUCUGCGGAUCUUCUACGAGUCAUGGAGCGUGAGAGAAAGAGCUGCUGUGCUGAGGUGUAGAAGCUCCAGAUGCCGCCAGAGUGGCACUCAGCCUGAGAACCAGGGAAGAGCCGCCACCCUCCUCCAUCAGACGCCGCCACCCACAAUCCCCCGCCACUGAAAAGCAGCCGGCUGAGUGAGGAACAGAAAGAGAGAAAGAGAAAGAGAGAGAGAGAACAGCAACACAAAAACCUAAAGCAGAAAAAGGGAACUAGGAGGGGUUGCGCCUUUUUUGGUCCCCAGUAUCGCCUCUUGUUUGUGAAAGCAGCAGAAUUUCCUCAGCAGUGGGCCGGCCGGACUCCGGGUCUUUUUCUCGUGGCGAGGGGCGUGGUGGUUUGGUGUGGAGAGCGUGGGGGAUUCUCUGGAGAGGCAGGAGUAUCUGCCUGUCAGUCUGAGCCCUCCCCAAAACCCCGCCCCCCCAUUCCCACACCAGCUGCUGAAGCACCAUGACCACUGCAGUCCAGCCCAGCGAGCUCGUCUUUGAGUUCGCCAGCAAUGGCAUGGAUGAAAUCAACCAGCUGGACGACCCGUCAGUGUUCCCCGCCGUCAUCGUGGAGCAUGUCCCCGCCGCUGACCUCAUGCAGGUGUACUCAGGUCUGGAGGCGGACGAGGUGACCAAUGGCAUCAUGGUGGACACGAUGCAGGACGUGGUGGAGGAGAGCAUCAUGGUGGGAGAUGUGGGGCUCUCAGUGGAGACGCCGGUCUCUGGAGCAGAAGAUAAUUUAGAGACGACGGAGGCGGCCGAGGCUCUGCUGAACAUGGAGUCUCCCAACAACAUCCUGGAUGAGAAGCGAAUGAUUCAUCCAUACGGAGCUCUGCUGGAUUCAGAUCUGACCUACAUCUCCCUGCGGCCGGAGCAGCUCUCCGCCGACUGCAUGGACGUGUCUCUGGACGAGGAGACGUCCUCCAUGGACGAGAUUCCUCAGAAGACUGUCUGCAAACCGGUCAGGAAAAACAAAGUACGCAAACCGAGAAUGGUGCGCCCCUGUUCCCCCAUCACCAACCCAACACUUCCCCUGAAGAAGAAGAGCAAAGAGGGAAAAGGUAACACCAUCUACCUGUGGGAGUUCCUGCUGGCUCUGCUGCAGGACAAGAACACCUGUCCCAAAUACAUCAAGUGGACGCAGAGAGAGAAGGGCAUCUUCAAGCUGGUGGACUCCAAGGCCGUGUCCAAGCUGUGGGGGAAGCAUAAGAAUAAGCCGGAUAUGAACUACGAGACCAUGGGCCGAGCACUCAGGUAUUACUAUCAGAGGGGUAUCCUGGCGAAGGUCGAGGGCCAGCGGCUGGUUUAUCAGUUUAAGGAGAUGCCCACGGACCUGGUGGUGAUUGAUGAAGACGAGGAUCAGUGUGGAGACUCCAGCCCGGCGUACGGAGGCCAGCGCUCCGCUCCCGGCGGCCGGGCGGUGAGCCGCGGGGCGUCCCGGGCCCAGGGGAAAGGAUCGGGACACAUGCCGGCCAGAUCAGUGAAGAGAGAGCCGAGUCCCGGCCUGCUGUACCACACCGCCAGCGGCAAACACACCCAACACCUCCUGCAGACCGUACACGUCCUACAACCCAACCAGGGAGCUGCUGUUCCUGCACCCACACACACUGUGAGAACCAUUAACAUGCCCGCCACAGUUCCCAUGGUGCUCACCUCCGGACCGCAGGGAGGAGCUCCGGUCACCCUCCAGACCAUGCCCUUCUCCUCAGUGCUGUCCAACGGGGACUCCUCCGCCCACAGGUCCCCGCCUCGGGUCAUCCUCCACACCGUGCCUUCCUCCAGUCCCGGGGGCAAAGACGUGUUAACCAUACAGACCGCCUCGCUGACCACCGACCACGGGGCCGUCCAGCACCCCCAGCAGCUCCUGAUGUCCGGCGGCGGCGGCGCGGCGCAGCAUUCGGGCGCUCUGAACGGCCUGACCCGCCUCGUCACCCUCAACGCCUCCAGCACAGGGCAGCCUGUGGUUGCCCAGCAGCCCGGGACGGUCAUCGCCACCGUGCUGAAGUCCGGCGAACUGCAGAGCCUGCAGGUCAAAGAGGAGGUCCUGGACCCUCAGUACCUUCAGUCGUUGGUUAACUGCAACCCCGUAUCCAUCGGCAACCACUUUUGCAAGGAGGAAAUGGACGCGGGGGAGGCGGAGCUUUACCAAAAGACUGUAAUCAUCGGUGCCGGCGGUCAAAUAAUCAACGGACACUCAAGAGACAUGAGUUCUGAGCUGGCGAGAAGCCCGAGCGAAGGUUUGACCCCUGUGGAGGAGCUGGAGGUCAAAAGCGAAAUGGUAAAUGGUACCAUUGGUAUUUCCUCACCAACCACCAUCACCAACACAAACACCACCACCAUGCAGAUACCCACCACUCAGUUCAUCCAGGUAAAGAUGGAGAUUUCAGAGACCUAAAAAGAAGAGAACCUGAGACGAACCAGCCCAUAUCAGAACCAGCCCAGAACCAAUUAACCCAACAACAAAAAAAACCCCCAAAAGAACCAACCAGAAACUAAGAAGCUCAUCAGAUAUCCAACAUUAAAAACCCAAGAACCUAAGGAUGGAUGGUUGGUUGGUUGGAUGGAUGGAUUCUACAGUAAAAGGCAUGGAUGCUGCUGGAUGGACCUGCUGUUUUCUCUACUCUAUUUUUUUUUGGUUUUAUUUCGUUUUUUUUACAGCUUUUCUUGUCAUAUAGUGCCUAAAUUUAAUUUCUAUUAUAUAUUGAGGGAUAAUAAUAAUAAUAUAAUAAAGUACACAGUACGAAAGUUCCCUGAAUCUAGAGAAAGAUCUAGAUCCAGACGCUUUCGACUCUACUUCUUCUCCUACUUCCCCACCUCCAAACCCCCCGACCAAUCAGAGAGCAGCCACCUCCACUUAUCGGAGCGGGGACAGUUCCACCACAUGUGCCAGUUCAGACAUUUCUCUCUCUUUUUUCUGCCCGUUUCAUCUCCAAAGAGUCGCGUUUGCCCUUUUCAAGACACUCAAAUCUCUCAAAACUCCACUUAAAGAGGGGCGGGAGAGAAGAAAGUGCGCAGGAAGUGAGGCGAAGUGCGGUUUGACGGACAGCCGCCGCGAAACCGAAGCAUGAAAAACCAUAGAAAUAAAUAAAUAAAUAAAUAAACACGUACACAAACACACACCGUGGACUUUCAGGUUCAAGAAAAUAUAUUUUAAUAUUUUUGUUCAAAGCCGUCGUCAGAACGAGACGCGUCCGCCGGCGGUUACCUGCUGAUAAGGGCGCCGCUCCUGAAAUAAAAAAAAAAUAAAUAAAUAAAAAAAAAAGAAGUGUGGCCUUUCGGAUUUGGACUGAACGGAUUUCCGGAUUUCUUCUUUAUUCCCCGAGUUGGAGAGUCAGAAACAGUCCGAAAAUAUUAUUUUUUUGAACAGAAUGAAUAUUAUGAUCGUUAUAUUAUCAUCAUCAUCAUAAUGAGAGCGAGAGGGUGAAUGUGUUGUUUCGGGUUCAGAUACACAGGACUGUACAUUUCUUGUAGCAUAAAAACUAUAAACUAUAAAAAAUAUAAUAAAACUAUAAAAAACACACAGUUAAAAGCCAUUAAGAUUAAGACUGAAGGUCUUAAAUUCUUAAAAGGAUUCCUACUGGGUUUAUUUUUUAAUUUUUUACACCGUACUUCAUUCAAGCCUUGUUACUGUGGACUAGAAACGGGCAUUGCGUGUCCUGAGCGCUGAAAGACAUGCUUGAAUGAGUUAGAUGCUUGUAAAUAUUAAAAUAUAGAAUAUUUACUGACUAUAAAAAAAGACAUUUGACAAAGAUAAAGAGAUUCUACAGCAGAUUCCAGAAAAACUAAAGGAUUUCCGAAAGAGAAAGUCCUGUAUACUUUGAUACGCCCUGUUCAUAAUGAGGAAAGAGGAUAUGAAAUGAAUGCCAUGGAAUACACAGAUUAUGCAUAUAUGCAUAUAUAAAUAUAUAUAUAUAUAUAUAUGGUAUACAUAUGGUAUGCAUUUGAGAUCCAGAUUCAUUUGAUGGCCACACAUUUAUUUAUUUUGUGAAAAUUAUGUCAAAAUCCUGUAAAAAAAAAAGCCUUAAUUUUUUAUUGUUCCAAUAUGCAAAAAGGAGGGAAGCGACCCAGAAUCAGCAGUGCUUUAGUUUUACUGUUCUAUUGUUCUAUUGUUUUAUUGUUUUAUUGCCUUACCUUUUAUAUUUUAUCUAUUUCCAAUAUAAGGGGAUAUGUUUAAAAAGGAAAAAAAAACUUUAUAGCUUUUUGAGAUUUAUCUUUGUUGUCUUUGUUAUAAUUUGGUGUCUACUGUGAUGCAUUUAAAGCCAUUAUUAUUAUUAUCUUUAUUUUUUUUUAAACAGAUCUUUUGAUCUUCUUUUGAUGUUUCAUUUCAUUUUCUGUCCUUUUUUAAUGCUGGCAUACUCUUACCCCAUUUCAGUGAGUCAAAAUAAUAAAAUAUAUAAUAAAUAUAAAAAAAACAGAACCAAGAACCACCCUUUCCCUUCUAUUACUGUACAAUAAUUCUAUUAUUCCUACUGUAUGUAAUAUAUGUUCCAACAGAAAAUGUCUCAAUAAAUGGUUAUAAUAUAUAUUUUUAUAUACAUUUUUGAAAUUUCAACAUUAUUCAAUAUAUUAUUCCAGAAGUUACUUUCCAGAUUCUAAGUGUCAUAACUAAAAAUCAGAGUAAAAUAUAGACAUAAAACACAUUAUUAAUAUAUUUUGUUUUGAUCAGCAGAAUUUACCCUAUCUAACCUGUGCAACAUUAUCUGUCAUUAACUAUCAGUGAGUAAUCUAGCUCAGAAAAACCGUUCUCAGCAACAGUUGUUAGCAUUACAGCUAAUCUGCUAUUCUAUGCUUCACACCAAUAAGAGCCAAUUGAGUCCUCAGGCCAGACAGUAUUGAUUAAAGAUAUAUAUUUAUUUUAAUACAGUGGCCUUGAUCUUUCUGUAACUAUUAGCAAGUAAUCCAGCUUGGAAAAAGCAGUUUCUGAGCAUCACCGCUAAACCCCGGUAAGACCUCAGGCCAGAAAGUAUUAAUUAAAAUGUAUUAAUAUAUAUUCCAACAAAUAAUAUAUGACAAAGUUUUUAUUCUGAGCUGUAAACUAUAGGUAUAAUACACAUAUUAUUUCAAACAGCAGAACUUACCCUAUCUAACCUGUGCAACACUAUAGAUCUGUCAUUAAAUCUUGGCGAGUAAUCCAGCUCAGAAAAACAGUUAGCAUCAUGGAUAACUUGGGUUUGCCCAGCUGUUAAAAUUGAAGCUAACAUGCUAUUUUAUGCUUGAUAUUAAGAGACCUUGGUUGAGUCCUUAGGCCAGAUAGUAUUAAUUACAUUUUUAGGCAAAUAAAGGUAUAUCAAACAUUCAUACAUAUAACAAAGGUUAGUCUACAUUUACAAGAGAUAUAUUGCAAAAAAUAUAUUGCGGAAAAAAAACUAAAUAUGUAUGUAACUUAAGGUUUAUAUGCUUAUGUUAAGCCAAUUGGGUAAGCCAAUGAAUUUCUUAGAAUUAGCUCAAUCAUUUAGUCUCAAAUUGAGUGAAGUAAGACUUAAAUCAAUCAAAAAUCACUAAUAUUUUUUAAGCGCUGAUUAUUUUGCUUAAAUUUAGACAAAAUUAUCAAUAGUCAAUAAACUUGAAUAGAGACUUUUUGAUUAAGGUCACUAUUAUUUUACAGUAAAAUGAGCUAAAUCGUUUUACACGUUUACACUAUAAUGCUUAGUAAAAAGACCACAAUUCUGAACAUGAUAAAAAACAUGUAUAAAAAAGAUGUAUUGCGUUGACAUUAGAUAGUUUCAGUAUAUACUGUAGAUAUAUUAUGCUAUAUACUGCACUGUUUACAGCACCUGUCACUGACUGUUGAUUCAAGCUGAGCACAAAGGGCAGAACACCAUAUCGGCGCCUUAAUUACUGUUGAUAUCGAUGCUGGGAUUAUACAGUAUAUCCUUUUAACCAAAACUAAGUAAUAUAUUGUGAUAUAUAUUGAAUUUUAACUAUAUUCUCCAGCCCUAGUCCCUCUCUUAACCCCCUAAUCGUGUUCUGCGGUGUGUCGCCGGCUCUGAGAGCUGUGGCCGAUCCCGGUUAUAUGUGUUAAAUUUGUUAAAUGUAUUUAUUUGUGCAGUCCUCUCACAUCUAAUGUAGUUUUCCUUGUACAGCAAACGCAGCACACUGGCUAUCUGAGACUUCACCAUUACAGGCCUCCCCUGGUGGAUAGUGUGCUGUAGCACUAUUGAUUCCGGACUCAAUUUGCACUAAAUUGGUGGAGAGUGAAGCUGCAGCGCCGGAGCCCCAGCCUCGGGCCACUCGGUUCCUGACUCUGCACGGCCAAAAGUGCACAAGUGUGGCCAGAAAAAUAUAAAAUAGUAUAGCCACAUUUAGGAGGUGUAGUAAUGUACGUUGAAAUGUCUCGAUUAAUAUAUAUAUGACUGAAAAUGAUACUGGAUAAGAAAUAAAAUCGGCAUGACUAAAUCGAGACUACUGAGAUGGGAGUAGCUACUCGAUUUAUACACUGUCGCCAUCUCCGAAACAACUUUAUAAUAACCUCACAUCUAUAGCCUAGAUUUUAAAAUGUUCUAUGUAAAAUGUAAAAUGUUUUCAACAUCUCUGCUGGAUUUUCUCAGUCAGAUUUAUGAGAUUCUUGUCUCUUAAUAAAGUGUUUGAGAGCAUCAGUUAAAGUAAAGUAGUGAAGAGGUAGAGUUACAGGUAUACAGUGAAUAGUGAAUAUUUGAGUAAUGUUCUCAUCCAGAUUAUGAGAAGCAAGAAAUACUCAACUAAAUAAAGGAAAAAAAAAAGGUCAGUCAAGAGCCAUCGAUUUCUAAAAAAACAAAAAAAAAAGUAAAAUUUUUAAUACAGGUACUGUACCUGUGUCCCAUGACGUUUAGCAUUUUAGUGUAUUAUAAAUAAGAUUAUAAAAAUCAGACAUAUUUUCAGAAAUCAGAAAUUAUUAAGGCUUUUUCUCUGAAAGCACAUAGAAGCUUUCAGUUAACAGCUGUGCUCGUUAACUCGUCACGAGUUAAUUACUUGAAUUUAUUGCCUCUUAAUGUGUUUGAGAGCAUUUGAUUAAUGUUUUAAUCCAUAUUAUGAGGAGCAAAAACUACUCAACUAAGCAAAGAAAAGAAUUACUUUAAGAAAAUUAUCUUCAAGUGCAGUCACUGCAAAGACCAUCAAAAAAUGUAAAAUGAUGGAACUGGCACUCAUCAGGACAGGAUAGUUUCAUCAGCCUCAGAAAACGCUUAGCUCCCCAGUUAAAAGAUAUUAAAAUAGAUAAAAAAGAUGUAAAAUGAUGGAACUGGCACUCAUCAGGACAGAAUAGGUUCAUCAGCCUCAGAAAACGCUUAGCUCCCCAGUUAAAAGAUAUUAAAAUAGAUAAAAAAAGAUGUAAAAUGAUGGAACUGGUACUCAUCAGGACAGAAUAGGUUCAUCAGCCUCAGAAAACGCUUAGCUCCCCAGUUAAAAGAUAAUAUUAAGAUAGAUAAAAAGAUAUUUCAAGUUAAAUUAAACCACUAAAGUGAACUUAAAUAAAUGUCCCAAUUUGGGAUCUAGUCCCUUGAAUCAUCUUGUGCCCUCAAGUCCAUUACCUCUCCUCAUUUGCAUAUUGGGCGUGUCCUUCCACCUCUCACUCACCAUCGGUGUGUAGUCAUUUCCCCCAGGCUACAAGUCUUCAAUUGGGAUUUAUAUAUAUAUAUAUAUUUAUAUAUAUAUAUAUAUAUAUAUACACACUGUAUUUUGUUAUACAAUAGUUAAUAACGUUCUAUACGUAUAACUAUAAAUAGCGAACAUCAGAGAAACUUUGAAUUAAAUCGUCUAUCCGUCUAUCCAUUUCUUAAUAUUUAUUUUUCCCACCUUCCUAAAUAAAACCAUCCAUCUGAACAGUGCUCACGACAAUCAAAAGCAGAUUAUUAUGCAACUUUAAUACGACAAUCACUGCAGCUCAGUUCUUCAGGGUUUUAAAUGCGCUGAUGUUAAACACACUCACUGUCUCUGGGGUAAAGUACGCCGGCUCGUAUCUCAUCUCACCCGUUCUCCGGCACUCGUUUACCUUCAGUCUUUCUUUUCUUUUGUUUCCAGCUUAGAAAACAUCUUGCUUUAUGUUCGACUGUAGACUGUAGUCUUUUUUAAUACAAUAAAGCACAUUUUGCUUAAAGAAAA